Thalassophryne amazonica is the source of this 2108-nucleotide messenger RNA. Its product is annotated as E3 ubiquitin-protein ligase pellino homolog 1-like. Gene Ontology annotation, biological process: protein K48-linked ubiquitination; regulation of Toll signaling pathway. Gene Ontology annotation, molecular function: ubiquitin protein ligase activity; protein binding. NCBI's taxonomy places the organism in Eukaryota, Metazoa, Chordata, Actinopteri, Batrachoidiformes, Batrachoididae. The coding region runs from base 268 to 1551 and encodes 427 amino acids. The record is from RefSeq and is a predicted model, not a curated record. The transcript has 7 exons.
GCUGGCCGAUGAAGGAGACACACAAAGCGGAGAGAAAAGUCACUUUAUCUUCACUUUCCCAACAUUAAAAAGCCUCUAAAGCAGUCGAUAACCGAUAACUACUUCACACCAAGAAUUCUUCUCUCCAGAAGCUGUUUUACCCUCGAAAAGAACCGAACUGAAGCGACGAAAUGUUUCUGGACGACGAGUAACGUAACUUUGGUCCAGCGUUGUGUUCCUGGACUGAUGGAGACACUUUGAAGCUGUCGGAGGCUGAAAGCUGCUCAGAUGUUUUCCUCUGUACAGGAGAACAUCUCCACCUCCCCUCCCUCCACCAAAGGUCCAGUUAAAUAUGGCGAGCUCAUCGUGCUGGGGAGUAACGGCUCUCUGCCCAAUGGUGACAAGGGGCGGAGAAAAAGUCGCUUCACUCUGUGCUGCAGAAACAAAGCUAACGGCGUGAAACCGAGCACAGUCCACACAUCGUGCACGCCUCAAGCUGCCAAGGCCGUCAGUAACAAGGACCAGCACAGUAUUUCAUACACGCUGUCCCGGGCUCACACCGUGGUGGUGGAGUACACGCACGACAGCGGGACGGACAUGUUCCAGAUCGGACGUUCCACAGAGAAUCCCAUUGACUUUGUGGUCACAGACACGGUCCCCGGCGGUCAGGUCCACGCUGAAGGUCAGGCGGUUCAGAGCACCAUCUCGCGCUUCGCUUGCCGCAUCAUCUGCCAAAGAAACCCGCCUUACGCCACGCACAUCUAUGCCGCGGGAUUUGACUCCUCCAAGAACAUCUUCCUUGGGGAGAAAGCGGCCAAGUGGAGGACACAAGAAGGUCAGAUGGAUGGGCUGACAACCAAUGGUGUUCUGGUGAUGCAGCCGCACCACGGCUUCAGUCAGGAGUCACAGCCGGGUCUGUGGAGGGAAAUAUCCGUCUGCGGCAGCGUCUUCACCCUGCGAGAGACAAGAUCGGCUCAGCAGAGGGGAAGGACGGUGGACUCUGACUCGAACGAACUGGUGGAUGGUUCGCUUAUUGACCUGUGUGGUGCCACUCUGCUGUGGCGGACCGCUGAGGGCUUGGUGCACACUCCCACUGUUAAACACUUGGAGGCUCUGCGGCAGGAGCUGAAUGCAGCCAGGCCACAGUGUCCCGUGGGCUUCAACACGCUCGCCUUCCCCAGUCUACGCCGCAAGGACAUAGUUGACGAGAAGCAGCCCUGGGCGUACCUGCGCUGUGGCCAUGUGCACGGCUACCACAGCUGGGGAGGGCAGGACGAGGCGGCGGUGCAGGCAGGGUGUCAGGAGCGCGAAUGCCCUAUGUGCCGUGCACGGGGCCCCUAUGUGCCGCUGUGGCUGGGCUGCGAGGCGGGUUUCUACGUGGACGCCGGGCCCCCCACUCACGCCUUUGUCCCCUGCGGCCACGUCUGCUCGGAGAAGACAAUGGCGUACUGGAGUCAGAUCCCGCUGCCUCACGGCACGCACACCUUCCACGCCGCCUGCCCGUUCUGCAUCCAGCCGCUGAGCGGAGAGUCCGGCUUCAUCAAGCUCAUUUUCCAAAGUCCGCUGGAUUAGGAACAGUUCAUCCGCUUCACGCUGUGGUAUCCGCGGAUGCAGCUCUGGACUAGCGGGCUUCUAGAAGACGUCCUGCAUCUUCUUCCUCAUCAUCUUAACUGAGAGCCGCGUGCUUGAUUGUACUUAAUUUAACUUGAUUAAUAGUGUUUUUGUCACUUGUGGACGUGACGAACAUCCUGCCAGAGACGCUGGAAAACCUGAGAUAUUUAAUUUUUACACUUUUUUUAUUUAUUUGUUUUUCUCUGCUUUAAUCUUUUGAAAAUGAUUUCUUUCUAUUUUUUCCCUCACAGUUGUUAAUGGUUAGUUUCUGUUAGUCACACUGACAAGAAGAAGAUUCUGUGGAAAAUGUUAUUUCUAAUUCAGGAACUCUUAAAAUGUUGAAUUGCUGUCAGAUAAACAACCAUGUUUGAUGCAUAAUUUUUAAAAAUUUUAAUUUUUUUCUGUGAUUAAGUGACCUUUCUCACUUAUUGCCUCCGAAAAACAACACAACCUUUUCAUAAUUUAUUUUCUUAAUCCAAAUACUGUGUGUGUGUGUGUGUGUGUGUGUGUGUGUGUGU